This is a messenger RNA of Sabethes cyaneus, 294 nucleotides long. It is a transcript of the gene drm, whose product is annotated as protein drumstick. The record is from RefSeq and is a predicted model, not a curated record. Gene Ontology annotation, molecular function: DNA-binding transcription factor activity, RNA polymerase II-specific; RNA polymerase II transcription regulatory region sequence-specific DNA binding. The transcript has 3 exons. Gene Ontology annotation, biological process: embryo development; embryonic pattern specification; regulation of transcription by RNA polymerase II. Gene Ontology annotation, cellular component: nucleus. NCBI's taxonomy places the organism in Eukaryota, Metazoa, Arthropoda, Insecta, Diptera, Culicidae. Bases 1 to 294 code for a protein of 97 amino acids.
AUGUUCGCCGUGAUGCGAAUUGACAAUGACGACCGUAGGUCCGAUUUCCGUCGCAAGAUGCGGCCAAAGUGCGAGUUCGUGUGCAAGUAUUGCCAGCGUCGCUUCACCAAACCGUACAACCUGAUGAUCCACGAGCGCACCCACAAAAGCCCAGAAGUGACGUUUUCGUGUGAGGUGUGCGGCAAGUACUUCAAACGGCAGGAUAACCUACGCUCCCACAGAUGCAGCCAGUGUAUUUGGCGAUCGAUCCAUACAUAUGGAAUGAACGGUAACAACAACAACCGAGCGUAUUGA